Messenger RNA from Penicillium brasilianum, 3903 nucleotides. The record is from the annotation of a GenBank genome assembly. NCBI's taxonomy places the organism in Eukaryota, Fungi, Ascomycota, Eurotiomycetes, Eurotiales, Aspergillaceae.
AUGGCCGAACUGAUCAUCAACAAGAAAAAAGAACGAAGAAAAAGCCUGAGCGUCUUUAGCCCCUCGUCCUCUACGUCGGCUCCGCCUCUUCGACCCGUUCUUCAUGUUCGCACUCCCUCCGAUGAUACCCCCGCACGAGAGAAGAAAUUACGUCGCAAUUCGGGGUUCUUUGGCCGGUCCCAAAGUCCCAACCGAUGGGCCAGUGGCGGCAAUGUGCUCCGUCGGCCAGGGACCGCGGGCUCGGACACCGCCGCCUGGUCCGCUGCCAUGGCUGCAACGACGGCUCCCAUUGAGACUGCACGGCCACGACGGAAAUCAUUACAGAAGAAACGAGCAUCCGUAUUCGGCUCGUUAAAAUCGAUGCACGCCGGUGAAGACGACGAUCUACUCAGCGCCUCCGUGGCUUCCUUGGGAGAUGAACCCCACAGCGCCAUCAGUCCCCGAAAUGGGAUCUGGUCGUCUGCAAUUCUCCACCACGGUGAAAUCCAGACAAUGGGUGGUAUGUGGAAGCGCAAAAGCCAGUACCUCGUUCUAACGGACACGCAUCUGGUUCGGUUCAAGAACCAGGCCAAGGCCGCCGAUGCCUUUCCUUCGAUUCCACAUUCUUACAAUACCCGAGCUCCGGCGUCGCAUCGCCAAUCCAUGGCCUCGAUCAGUUCGCUGCAGGACAUGCAGCUGAUGGUUUCCACCGAGGCAUCGGCGGGCAUUCCACUCAACAGUAUCAUUGCAGUGUACAUGCUGGAAGAUGGACGACUAUCGCCUACCGUGGAAGUGGCCUACCUCGAUGAACGCACCCACAAGGCGGCAUUGGUCCAAAUGCAGACCGCCGAUCUGCAAGAAUUGAAUCUCUGGAUGGUUGGAAUUCGCCAGGCUGCACAAAUGGCACGGUCAAACGAUCCCCUUCCGUUCAAUCGGGGUUCCGUCGAGUACGUGAUUCGGAUGUUGGAACACGAACGAGAUUACGAUCCGGUCGCUUUCCGGAUGUUCCGCGUCAUACAGAUUGCGUCGAGCAAGUCUCCCACUCGUUCGUCCUCGGAUGACUUGACGAAACUGUCGCCCACGGGUUGCUACCUGGCUAUUGGACUACACAAGGUUCAUCUGAUACCUAUGCAAAAGGCGGCUAAUCGGUCUUCGGUCGUGUCUUUGACCGAUCUGGAGACCGGUGCCUCGUUCGGUCUGAUGAAUUUGACAGGGUUGUCUAUGGAAUACGGCGACGAUAGUCUGCAUUUGACUUUCAGGAUCCCACUUCGAAAAUCCUUCAAUGUAUUCCUGGCCUCCGUGCAUUCGGUGGAGGUGGCCUGUUGGAUCCGACAACAUACCGAGUUCCUACGCCCGCUGUGGACCAGGCAACCGUACGACUUUGUCGUUCCGCGCGAAUUGCAUAACGAUGAGAAUUUCCCACCCGUUGCUUUGGAUGAAGACUAUGGGUGCUUUGAUCGAACUUUGGUUGCUUACUCUGCGAGCUACGAUGUGGAUACCUCCAAUAUUCGAUACACGAUCGAUCUGGAAUGCGAGGACGCCCCGUGCUUUCGUCUUUUGCGACCCGCGUCUGCGACGAGCUCGCGAUACAGUGCUCUGGAAUUGAUUGCAGUCAUGCGCGCGCUUCGAUAUAACGAGUCAUUUCGGUCAAUCUCGUUCCGCGGCAUUAAUCUCGACGCUUUACAGGGGUUGCGAGACGUUCACGGUAUGGAUGUCGACGUACACCUCGACAGAUCAGGAUGUCUUGUACAUAUCCCAGGAGAGGCAAAUUUGACCGUUCUGUCGCAAGAGGUGCGCGCAUUAGCAUUGAAGAGCACAUGGCUCCGCCGGCUCGACUUUGCAUACUGCCUGACCCGCACGCCAACUUUGGACAAGGGUAGUCGCGAUCCCGGUUGUGGAAUCCCAGAGGCCAUCUUCCCCGUCUGUCGUCGGGAACUCACUAGCGUGGAUUGGGUCGUCUUGAAUGGUAUCAAACUUGGCGAGUCGGAUCUGGAUUAUCUGGUGGAUGCGGCGUCGCAGAAACAGAGUCACAUGCGCGCACUUGAAGUGGGCGACUGUGGUCUGUCCGUGCAUGAUUUGGACCUUUUGCUGUCUACCCUGGUCGCACAGGAAAACACACUCGAGGUCAUCAACAUUUCCGGUGUGCAGGGUCGUCUGAGUCCAGACGUACUCCAACAGUAUAUUGGAUACUUUGGCCAGAUUCGAAAGAUCAAUCUGUCCCGCAUCUCCCGCACAUCAGGCCCCGAGCCGCUGAUUACGGCAGAAAUGCUGUUCAAUUGGCAGCUCGAGGAGCUAGUUCUCAGCCGUACGGCCGUCAAUCGCGAGACCGUGGACUCCAUCGCGACAUACCUGGCCAGUGACCGCUCACGCAACCUGCGGAUGCUUCGUCUCGAUCAGUGUGGAUUGAGCGGAGAAGAUGUUGCCAUGUUCAUGCACUCGAUGUCCGUGGGGCCAGACUCACCGCGCAGCUUGCACUUGCAUGUCAACGAGAACCGCCUGGACAAUGGCUGUUCGUUCCUUUUCGACGCAAUCGGCAAAAAUAUGACCCCCUCACACCUGUCAAUGCAGAUGAUCGAUUUUAAGAAGGAAGAGCAUUUCCGGCUUCUCGUUGAUUCGCUUCGCAAGAAUCGGACUCUGCGGUACUUGGAUAUUUCCAAGGCGUCUCUACCGUACGACGCGGGCCCGGAAACCUGCCGCAUGCUGCAGAUGAUGUUUGAGGAGAAUGAGACGCUCGAGGCUCUUGAUAUCAGUGGCGAGAGUGCCCAUCUUGACGUUGCUCGUUUCGGGAUCGGGCUCAACCUUGCGUUGACUGGAUUGAAAAAGAACAAGUCUCUCAAGGUGUUGCGAAUCGAGCAUCAGAAGCUUGGGCUUCAGGGUGCGAAUACGCUGGCCUCGGUACUGGAGGAGAACGAAUCGCUCCGGGAAGUACACUGCGAGAACAACGAUAUCAACCUGCAAUCUUUUACCGUGCUGGUCAACGGGUUGCAGGGCAACCACACUCUUCUCAGCCUUUCCAGUAUGGAUGGCGACCGGACUCUUUCACUUGAGAAGGUCCGUCGGGAGGUGGAUAAUGUUCGCUGGGAUACGAGCAACGUGCAGACCUCGACAGCAACCUCGAUCCGUCGUUCUCUACAUGCUGCCAUGGGUGUUCGUCCUCCUGGCGGUGCCGGUAAUCGACUCAGCAAGCACAUGCCAGCGAACGCUGCUCCCUCUCCAGAGACCGUGCCAUUUGCCAGCCAGAAUGUGGACCUCGUCCUACAGUCAUUGCAACGCAAGUGGGACGCAGAACUUUCUCGUCUGCGACGGUAUCUCCUCCGAAACUACAACAUCGCCAACGGUAUCGAAGAUGAAACAAUCGACGACACCGCUAGCGAUGGCCGUCCCGCCACGGCCGCGAGCCUGGGUACAAUGCUCGAGAACCUCAAAUUCGAAGUCGCCGUCUCCGCCGAUGAAAUCCAGGCCUCACCACCAGACACGACAUCUUCAAUCCACCUCUCCCGAUCAGUUACCAGAGAAAGCCAACCCGUUCAAAUCAAAGUAGAACCAAAAACAAGCCGAAAGAAAAGCCUACAAAGCCUCCGCCCCCAGACAUCCCGUGCAUCACAAAUCCUCCCGCCAGAGUUCGGCUCAUCCAGUCCAUCCUCAGCACGUCUCGCUCUCCCCGUACCUGCCGUACCCGCAGCAGUCACAAAGGCGAACAGUGUUCGAAGCGCUCGCAGCUCUAGUACCGUCUCGACGGGGACUGGCAGUGGACGGAGUACUUAUGGGAUGGCUUCGUCGACGCUGAGAGGCUUUUUGACCGGGGGUGCGUCGAAGGAUAAAAGACGUGUUGAUGCGAUGCGUCCCGUGUGCGUGUCUACGAACGAUAAACCUCCACAGCUGGACUGGGCUCCUCCAAAGUUGGAUUUGCAGGAGUUCCGAUAG